This is a messenger RNA of Polyodon spathula (Mississippi paddlefish), 1305 nucleotides long. Its product is annotated as POU domain, class 5, transcription factor 3-like. Gene Ontology annotation, biological process: regulation of transcription by RNA polymerase II. Lineage: Eukaryota; Metazoa; Chordata; Actinopteri; Acipenseriformes; Polyodontidae. The transcript is spliced from 6 exons. The coding region runs from base 1 to 1305 and encodes 434 amino acids. Gene Ontology annotation, molecular function: DNA-binding transcription factor activity, RNA polymerase II-specific; RNA polymerase II cis-regulatory region sequence-specific DNA binding. The record is from RefSeq and is a predicted model, not a curated record.
AUGACAGGACGGUUAGUUGGACAAGAUGUUGGAAGAUCUUUCCACCUUCCUGCCGAUGGACUACACCUCAGCCAGGAAACUGGACCCCAGUAUUUUCCGGACCCUUUUACUUCGGCUCAAGGAUAUACCUAUAAAGGAGCAGAAUAUGGGCAGGUGGUCCCUGAAGACCACUCUGUUACCAAUGCCCGCAUAGGGGCUCAUGGACUACCCAAAGCCUGGUACACUUUCCCUGGGGCUGAAGCCUGGGCCCACAGUGGAAUGGUGAUGCCACACGGAGGGGGCACAGGGGUCUAUGAUUCUUUCAAAGGUGGAGAAGGGGUGAAAGCAGAGAAGGAAAGUUUCCUCUGCCAUCCUUGGAACUCUUGCUUGCUUCCUCCAGUCCCCACCUCAGCAGCAGGGGGAAUGCUUCCCUGCAGCAGUCCAGUGUCAUCUCGGACUCUAGCUGGGAAUGGUGGAGGGCACUUGGGCAACUUGGGGGCUCAAGGGCAGCUUGGGGCACCACUUAGCCCCCUCGAUGGAAGCAGUGAGAGCCCCCCAGCCAGCAGCAGCCCAGAGAGUGAAGAUGGAAAAGGGACUUCCAGCGAUAGUGGAGAUGAGGAAACCCCCAGUGCAGCAGAUCUGGAGCAGUUUGCCAAAGAGCUGAAGCACAAGAGAAUAACACUGGGAUUCACACAAGCUGAUGUGGGACUGGCUCUGGGUGUGCUUUAUGGAAAGAUGUUCAGCCAGACAACAAUCUGCAGGUUUGAGGCUCUGCAGCUGAGCUUCAAGAACAUGUGCAAGCUGAGGCCGUUGCUGGAGCGCUGGCUGAGAGAGGUGGACACCAACGAGAACCUUCAGGAGUUGUGUAAUCUGGAGCAGGCUGCUAUCCAGGCUCGCAAACGAAAGAGGACGAGCAUCGAGAACAAUGUGAAGGGGACGCUGGAGUCGUAUUUCGGCAAGUGUCCCAAGCCCUCCGCACCAGAGAUAGCACAGAUCGCUGACGACCUCAAUCUGGAAAAGGAUGUGGUCCGUGUUUGGUUCUGCAACCGAAGACAAAAAGGAAAACGAAACGCCUUCCCAGGGAUUGAGGAAUAUGAUAGCAGUACUGUGCAGUACAGUAGUAUCCCCACCAUGGCCCUCCACAAUCCCAUGAUGCCUCAGGGUUACGGCUCAUCCUUCGCUACCACUCUCUAUGUCCCCCAGUUCCAUGAAGGCUCAAGAGACGUCAAUGGGCGGACACACUCCCAAAGCAUCAUGGGAUGGCAAGAAGGACAAUGCCUCUUCGUGCUUGAAGGCGAGUUUUUGGAGGACAUUGAGGAUGUGUAG